Messenger RNA from Cervus elaphus (red deer), 1060 nucleotides. RefSeq names its product chromosome 1 C11orf42 homolog (gene C1H11orf42). The record is from RefSeq and is a predicted model, not a curated record. Lineage: Eukaryota; Metazoa; Chordata; Mammalia; Artiodactyla; Cervidae. The transcript has 3 exons. Bases 59 to 1060 code for a protein of 333 amino acids.
GGGCAGCCUGGGGUCCCGCAGCAGCCACUGCCCUGCCUAACCCCUCCCACACCCCGUCAUGUUGGUUGGUACCCCCCACCUGCUGACACUGGAUGAAGCUGAUGCCACCUGGACUCUCAUCAAAGAUAAGGUUAUCGAGGAGCGCUUUGGGCCCAAUGUAGUGGCAGUACCUUUUCUGUCUGAUGCAGCCUGCUAUGAUCUACUGGGUGUUCUAGUGAAACAGUCCCGCCCAGCCCACAGCCGCCUGGCUCUGCCAGGUCGGCAGGGCCGGCGGGCACUACAACCAGUGGGGCUGCUACCAAACCUCUUGGAACAGGCAGGCUCUGAGGGUGCCUUCGCCCACUGCACUCGAGAAUACUCACCAAACAGCCGAGCAGAGAUAACCUAUGAAGAAAUGCGACUGCUGGAUGGGCAGCCCUGCCGGAUCCGCUUACACAUGGGGGGUCUACGCAAGAAGAUGGCCUUCCUGCUGCUGCCACCAGGGCAGGUGAGCCUACAGCAGUCUCUUCCCUGGCUCCGAAGCACCCACAGCAUCUACAUCAUCUACCAGGUCUUCUCCUGCUCCUGGCUACAGCUGGGGCUGUUGCCAACAGCCCGUGAGCCCCAGCUGCUCCGGUUACAACGAUCACUGCCUAUUGCCUUCUCCUGCCUCAAGUUUUCACUGCAACCCAAGGGAGUGCUGGGACCACAGAAGCCCCUGAUCAAAGACCCACUGCCCCAAGGGGCCAGCUGGGCCAGACCCAACCUCAGCAUCAUGCCACCAUCGGCCCCUGCAUCAGCCUCUGAUGACAUCCCCGAAGCUGCUGAUGUGCCCCCACCUGUCCCAGCCCCACCUACGCCACCUCCCCAAGAAGGGCCAGAGGGCAGACCAACCAGAUUCUCCUACAAGGGUCGAAACCCCUUCCGAAGGGGCCCCCAGAUGCUGUCAGAGAACUGGCUCUUCAGCCCCCGCAGCCCCCCACCAGGAGCCCAGGGUGGGGGCCCCGGGGACCCCGACCGGCACUCCAUGUCCCUGCCCCUGCUGCAGGGUCUAUCCUCGGAGUUCGACAGCGACGAAUGA